Messenger RNA from Strongyloides ratti, 564 nucleotides. Its product is annotated as Aspartic peptidase domain-containing protein. The record is from RefSeq and is a predicted model, not a curated record. Lineage: Eukaryota; Metazoa; Nematoda; Chromadorea; Rhabditida; Strongyloididae. The transcript is spliced from 2 exons. Bases 1 to 564 code for a protein of 187 amino acids.
AUGACAGUUCUUAUAUCUUCAGCAUUUACAAAUCAAACUCUUCCAUUAGAUAUUUUACAAUAUCAUGCAGCCAAUAAACUACUUACAAAGAAUCAUAAAACAAAAGAAGCCUUGAAAGUUAAUGGAAAUCUGAUGAAAGACUUAGUUGAUCCAAGAUCUAAUAUUACCUGCCUGAGUCCUGAUAUUAAAGAUCUAAUAUUACCUCCUCGUUCUCUAGAAACUUUCCACACAAUUAUUUCCAAUGACCAUUAUCACAUGACAUGUUCUAUCUUAUAUCCAGUAAAUAUUCAAUUGGAAAAUCAAUCUUAUACUUUGGAAAAUAUUUAUGUAAAACCAGUGCCUUGUGAAAAUUAUAAAUUACUUAUUGGAAUAGAUUAUCUUAAACCGGUUGGUGCAAUUAUCCAUACUACAGAUGGUUCUAUUGAUUUCGAACAUCCACUGGACAAAUUACAGAUAAAUAAUGCCAAACUUGGUUCAGUCAUUACAGAUGUUGAAUUUGAAAGAAAAAUAAAGAAUGUAAUAAACCAUUUGAAUAAUAAGUAUAUAAAUAACAUUUAUCAAUAA